Mytilus trossulus (common blue mussel) is the source of this 1248-nucleotide messenger RNA. RefSeq names its product E3 ubiquitin-protein ligase TRIM71-like. Lineage: Eukaryota; Metazoa; Mollusca; Bivalvia; Mytilida; Mytilidae. Gene Ontology annotation, molecular function: ubiquitin protein ligase activity; zinc ion binding. The transcript is spliced from 4 exons. The coding region runs from base 25 to 1020 and encodes 331 amino acids. The record is from RefSeq and is a predicted model, not a curated record.
UAUACAACAUUCAUAAAAAUUAAAAUGGCGAAUCAUGUAUUAGGAAUUUGUACAGAGUGUACUAAAGCAAAUGGCGAGGAGUUUUGCUUAGAAUGUGAAGUUAUUUUAUGUUCGAAAUGUAAAUUGUCUCAUCUGAAAAGGAAAUCAAAUAGAAAGCACCAUGUCGAUAAAUCAUAUUCGAAGAUUUUAGAUAAGAGGCCAUCAUGUCUUAUUCACUCAAAAGAAGUUGUGUUUUAUUGCGGCUCAUGUUGUUUACUUAUUUGUCCUAGCUGCAUGCUCGAGAAACACAAACAACAUGACGUUGAUGAAAUAGAAAACGCUGUCUCAAAAAAGAAGGAAGGUAUAUCAAGUGAAAUAGCGGAUCUGGAAUCUAGAUCAGAAAAUGUCAAACAAAUCGUUGACGAUCUAAAUGUGUUUGAGGAAGCUUACAAGAUUGAUAAUGCUAUCUUGAAAAAGGUAAUCAAGGUUAGAGGGGAUACAUUAAAGGCUCUUAUUGAUAAACACACAGAAACUUUGGUAGAACGCGUUACUCUAGAAGAAAGUUAUCAAAUGACCCGGAAGUCGGAAGAAGUUUAUAAACUCGAGGAUAUAAAAUUGCUAUGUGACCUCCAAAUCGAACGUUUGAAAGGUUCUCUAGAGAAUACGAAAGAUAUUGAUAUUCUUUUGUCUUACGGUGAAUGGGAAGAAGAUGUCCAGCACGUUAAGACUAGAGAAAUUAGUGAAUUCACACCGAUUCCACCAAUUAGGUUUAUAGAGCCUGGCAAAGAUGAAGACACCAUUAAUGAAUUAUUCGGAGCCGUAGAAAUAGGAUUUUUUAAACUACAAGAAGGAGAUCACGUGAGGAUCAAGUUAUCAGUAACCGAACCAAUAAAUGGCUGGGGAGAUGUCACACACGACAGUAUCGGCAUUGUCAGAGGUGUAAAUGAUGACAUCGUUACAGUCGAUUUCAAAGAAUUUUCUGGUUGGGAAGCAUUUGUUUCAGAAGUUGAACUUGUAAAGUCUGGUAAUGAAGAACUGUAAUGUCUUAUGAACUGUUGCUAGUGGAACAAAAAAGAAGAUAUUAGAGUUUGAAGAAUACAUAUAUAGAACAUUCUUGACAAAAGAAACUGUAAAACAAAAUGUGUUUAACUCAAUAUAUAAUAACUAAAUGAACAUGUGCAUAUCGGGACUUUAAGGGUUGUUUUUAAUUUUGUAUAUAACAUUAUAUUUACUUGCUUGUAUAUCAAUAAAUAAUUUUAAAGACAUAAA